AUGACCAAGUUGCACCAAGCAGCAGCAGCGGGGGAUUUUGAUCGAGUUGAGGAGAUUCUAAUGCAAAAUGAAUGCAAUCCAAAUCAGAGGGACAUUGACUGGAGCUACAAGACACCUCUUCACUGGGCAGCAGCUCAAGGACAUACAGAAACGGUCAGGAUCCUCAUUGAGCAUGGAGCCAGGCCGUGUCUGAGGACGGAGCAUGGAUGGACUCCUGCCCACAGUGCUGCAGAGUCCGGCCGGCUGGCUGUGCUGCGGCUGCUGCACUCCUUCCAUGCCCCUAUAGACAAGGAGGACUGCUGUGGAGACAAACCAGCACGGAUAGCCGAAAUAUAUGGACACCAUGACUGUGUUCUGUUCCUUAAUAAAGCAGAAAUUGAAUGCCAGGCCUACCGCAAAAUGGCAGCCCAGAAAGGGAUUUCAGUGGAUGACACAGAUGAGGAGUGUGCAGAACAAGGAACGGAAAAUGAAGAUAAAGCGAUCCGUAAGAGCAACAUUCAGACGUAGGCUUAACUCACCUUUAGUCCACAAAGUGUGUACAAAAGUGGCAUCCUUGUAGCCUUUUAGUUGACAUUGUUACUGUGGCUUUUAAGGGCUUCCAUACUAAUUAAAAACAUCUAAUACACAGUAUUGCUCAAACCACAUGAGCAAUAAUAUGUAAUUUAAUUUAAAGCAAAAAACAAAGAAUACAGGUUGGAAAUAUUUCCUAUUUAAAUCACGAAUAUCUACAGUGGACUUUAACUUGUGUCACAGGUAAUAAAUCAAAGUAAACAACAAUAAAGUAGUCACAUCGGUAGAGACAAUGUAGCUGCAAAGCUAUUAUCUGUGGUUUUAUAAAUGAGUUUGUUUCGAUGUAAGAGUGCACAUAUUUGAGAUGAUUCUCAAUUCCUCCAAGUUGAGUCUAACGUUGUGACGCUGUCAGUAGUCGAUGCUGGCGCCUGGAGAGCAGAGGAGAAGGAUGUGUCAAAUGAAUCAAUGAGUCAAUGUGGUAUUUUAAUUAAGAGUGAACCCAGUUGUAGAACACUUACAUUUCUCUUUAGAUGUUUCAGCAGUGCAUCACGGGUCUGUCAAAGUUGAAUUAAAACAUUAUUAAUGGUGCUACCUUGUCUGUGGUUUGUAACAUUUCUCAUUUAACUUCUGAAGUGUAACCUCUGAAGGGUGUGGUAAUUUGGAUACACUCCCUGAUUUCGGUGUA
Anarrhichthys ocellatus (wolf-eel) is the source of this 1195-nucleotide messenger RNA. It is a transcript of the gene ankrd66, whose product is annotated as ankyrin repeat domain 66. Gene Ontology annotation, molecular function: protein binding. The transcript has 3 exons. Lineage: Eukaryota; Metazoa; Chordata; Actinopteri; Perciformes; Anarhichadidae. The record is from RefSeq and is a predicted model, not a curated record. Bases 1 to 507 code for a protein of 168 amino acids.